GAUGCUAAUUUGCUAACCACCAAUAUCUAAGAUUGAGGACCAAAGUUGCAAUUUAUUCCACAAGGAAAAAGAACCCAUCACGAGAACAAUUUCCUUUGAUUGACACCCCUGUAAAUUGUAAUCUGUUCCUCCUCAUUACCCACCCGAUGUAUGCUAAUUUCCCCCUCCACAACUACCCAACUUUAACACCAACACUUUCUUCCAUCCAUGGCUUUAAGCACCAAUCUUCUCCUAACCUAAGAACAACAAAGACCCUUUAUCUGCAUCUUCAACCAACAAAGAAAUCAAGAACCAUUAUCAGUUGUGCAGCAAAUAGUAGUGAUAGUGUUAAGGGUGCAGUCAACUGGCCAGAAUUGCUUGAAAAAUGGUCCCCCAAAAAAUUUGUUGGAGCUGAUAAACUAUUUAGAGCUAUAUCUGGAGCAACUUCUAGCCCCAUUGCCCAGUACAUACCUUCUCCAUUCACUUUUGUUCACUCUGUUGACCCCAGAAUCAAAUUGGCAUGGCUCUUUACUCUGGUUAUUUUACCAGCAAAAUCAAAUGCAAUCAUGCGUUUGUCAUUGGUUGCGUACUUAGCUAUACUAUCUAUUUUGGUCCAGCCUGCACAAGUGUGGAAGGAUCAACUCGGGAGAGUCACACUUCUGUCCGGGAUCUUAUUUAUAAUGUUGGGCCUAAGUACUGACAGUGCACCUUCUCUCGUCUCUUCAAGAGCUCCCCCACCUUCAUUAAUGGGAUUACCACCUUUUCCUACGUCUUUGGAAGGUUAUAAAUAUGUAAUCUUGAAGCUGGGGCCAUUACAACUCACCAGAAAGGGAUUAUCAGCCGCUACUACAUCAGCAUGUUUAACCUUCACUAUCUUCCAAAGUGCAAGUGUAUACCUAUCAACCACAACGCCGGAGCAGAUAGCUUUUGCCUUGCGGUGGUUUAUAUCCCCUUUGGCCAACCUUGGUGUCCCUGUUGCCGAAGUUAUCCUUACUCUCCUGCUCUCCUUGAGAUUUAUCAAUCUCGUAUUUGAUGAGGUCCGAAAUGUUGCUCUUGGUAUUGUAUCGCGUAGGAUUAAUUGGCAGCAGAUGACAUUUUUGGAGACAAUAGAUGUUUUCUUCACAUAUAUUCGUCGGAUAUUCAGAAAUAUUUUUGUUCAUGCAGAGCAGAUAUCUCAGGCAAUGAUUGUUAGAGGUUUUCGAGGGGACAGCACCACUCACAAAAUAUUCUUGUCAGCAGACUCAUCUAGUGGAGUUGCAAAUUAUAUUUCUCUAUCAUGUCUUUUUGGUCUAAUAGCCUUAGUCACUUUGCCCAAGUACCUUAUACAGUAAAACAUGGCUAAUCAUCUGAAAAAGAUCAGUCGCUUGUCCUUUUAUCCUUCAACUAUCUUAACCUCCUAAACAACAAAUAAUUUCCUUGUCUGCACCUUGUUGUCCAACUUCUUUCUCCUCUCCUUCCUCCACAUUUAUACUCCUCUUCUGGAAGAAAGAUUCUUUUUUCUAGCAGAUGUCCAUGAAAAAGAAAACUGGUCAAAUCUGUUUUCUUUAUUAACUGAAAGCGGUGACCGAUAACUAUCCUACUCUCAAAUUUGGGCUGGUUGCUUUCUCCCUUUAUCUAUGAUGAGGAUUGAAUUUUUUACUGACAUGGCGAUGGAAGUUUUUGGUGCCCAUUAAAUAAAGGUGGUCGAUACAUACAUUUUCUGGAUAAACAGGCUACCUUCCUGGAAUCUGAGUCUAUAUCAGCAGAUGGGAUUCUUAUUUAAACAAGUGAAGCUAACUGGUGGUUACAAACUUACAAACAGUAUUAGUCCUUUUAAGAAAAUCAUCAGAUCAUUGUGUAAUCAGUGGUAACUGCAAUCAUUCUAGCUCUCGCCACGAGGAUUUGGGUAUUGCAAAAUUAUGAGCUUCUGCCCUCAAUGGUUUAGAACUUGAUAAUGGAAAGUGUAUAACCAUAGCAUGGGAAGCGAAAAACUUUCAAGUGCUGUUAGAAACUGCAACGUGAUUCAGUUGACAUGUUUUUUAUGAAAAAAGGCACCAUUGAAGUGUUGUCUGCA
This is a messenger RNA of Capsicum annuum, 2032 nucleotides long. RefSeq names its product protein ABCI12, chloroplastic. Bases 147 to 1310 code for a protein of 387 amino acids. Gene Ontology annotation, cellular component: chloroplast. The record is from RefSeq and is a predicted model, not a curated record. The transcript is spliced from 7 exons. Lineage: Eukaryota; Viridiplantae; Streptophyta; Magnoliopsida; Solanales; Solanaceae.